GCUUGCGAUGGGCGAUUUCCUUCCAACUUCGAUUGUUUAAUAGUUCGCUGAUAAGUCCACCGCAAACAGACCUUCAUGUACUCCAGCCGCUAGGCCUGACACAUCAAGUAUCUACAAGCCAAUCAAGACUUCUGGAGAUACUCCUUCACCGUUCACCUACAGGCCUUCUCUGAGUUCUAACCGCAAAGAUGGCUGACGACGAUAACUUCGAUAUCGACAUCUACGGCGAUGACUCUGCUCAGAACUACCCGGAGUCGAACGCCCAAGACGCCGCCCAGGCAGACACUGUCGUGACUCACACCGAACCGCACGUCGGCGAAUCAACAAAUGCCCCCAGCGGCGGAAUCUCCGAUCUCGCAGCUCCAGAAAUCAAACGGGAGAGCUCUAGCGGGGCGACAAACGGAGACCCGCAUCAUGAGAACGCGACGCAGCAGAUAUCAAGCACUGGUGGGUCGAUGAGCAGCCGAGUGCCUGUCCACAAGCAGGCUCCCCAGCAGCAGGGUACAAAGCGCAAACAGGGCGAAGACGACGACCGCCCCAUGGAUCCAGGUGCUACUGCCGCGCUCGUCAUUAAUGACCUCAACUGGUGGAUUAGCGAGGAAGACAUUCGCGGAUGGGCAAACCAAAGCGGAUGCGAGGAUGAGGUCAAUGAGAUCACUUUCAAUGAGCACAAGGUCAAUGGCAAAAGCAAAGGCCAAGUCUACGUCCAGCUACACAGUCCCCAGGCUGCUACCGCCCUCAAGCAUCAGAUAGAAGCCCUGUACAAAGACCAAGCUCACGCGAAGAAGCCCACCGCCAUCUUCAAUCCGCCGCACAUCAAUCCGUACAGGACCCUACCAAAAGAUGUUCCUCAGCGCGAUAAGAAUCGCGGCGACCGCUCCACCUCCGGCAACUUUGGUAACCAGGGCGGCCAAGGCGGGAGCUUCAACCGCUUCAACCAAAACAGGGGUAACUACAACAACCGUGGAGGAAACAUGAGCUUCCAGAACAACCGUAACUUCUCUGGCCCUGCUGGAAACAUGGGCGGUAACAUGGGUGGCUACGGCGGCGGUCCUGGUCCUAUGAACAACUUCGGUGGUGGUCCUAUGGGAGGCAUGAACAACUUUGGCGGCGGCUUUAAUCGCGGCGGCGGCAUGAUGGGCAUGCGUGGUGGCAUGAACCACCGUGGCGGACGAGGCGGCGGUAUGGGCAUGAACAACAUGGGAAUGAACAUGCCAAUGGGAGGAAACAUGAUGGGCAUGGGUGGCAAUAUGAUGGGAGGAAUGGGCCAAAACAUGGGCAUGAUGCCAGGAGGCAUGGGUAGGUCGAGGGUUCCUACUACCACCUGUGACUUGCCCCUCUCCCCAACUCGCUGAGAGGGUAUCUUCAUACUAACGUGUGGAUUUCAUAGGGGGUCCCGGCAGCUUUGGCGGUAGCCAACCGAACUUCAACCCAGCCUUCUUCCCUCAAAACCAAGGCGGCGGCG
Trematosphaeria pertusa is the source of this 1465-nucleotide messenger RNA. RefSeq lists its product as uncharacterized. The record is from RefSeq and is a predicted model, not a curated record. Bases 189 to 1355 code for a protein of 388 amino acids. Gene Ontology annotation, biological process: mRNA alternative polyadenylation. The transcript has 2 exons. Gene Ontology annotation, cellular component: mRNA cleavage and polyadenylation specificity factor complex. Gene Ontology annotation, molecular function: mRNA binding. Lineage: Eukaryota; Fungi; Ascomycota; Dothideomycetes; Pleosporales; Trematosphaeriaceae.